This is a messenger RNA of Nothobranchius furzeri (turquoise killifish), 7702 nucleotides long. It is a transcript of the gene atg2a, whose product is annotated as autophagy related 2A. Gene Ontology annotation, biological process: reticulophagy; autophagosome assembly; piecemeal microautophagy of the nucleus. The record is from RefSeq and is a predicted model, not a curated record. NCBI's taxonomy places the organism in Eukaryota, Metazoa, Chordata, Actinopteri, Cyprinodontiformes, Nothobranchiidae. Gene Ontology annotation, molecular function: phosphatidylinositol-3-phosphate binding. Gene Ontology annotation, cellular component: phagophore assembly site.
CACCAUACCGUCAGCCUGCGUGAUAACAAUAAACAACCCUGAACAGAGAUAUGCACCAACAGGAUCUCUCGCUGUAAUUCGAUAGAAACGAAAAUGAGCCGAAACAGCAGCCGUCGGCUGGAGUAACUCUUCCUCACGUAGCACAAGAGGCACUUCCGUCCUGACACUAAGGAUUUUCUAGUUUCUGUGGAGGAGAACUAGAGUUACGGUGAACUCCGCGCGUAGCCCUCUAGCUAGCCGCGGCUCAUUCCUUGUUUUUGCACACUUUGUUCCAGCCUGUUAUGCAGUUACCAGAGGACUGUCAUCGCUUUCGGUCUCCUCAGCCUCCUCUUCGCUCCCUCUCCCCGCUUUCUCUGGCCCCAUGUCUCGCUGGCUUUUCCCCUGGUCAGGCUCAAUUAAGAAACGGGCCUGUCGCUACCUUUUACAGCACUACCUGGGUCACUUUUUGCAGGAGCGACUGAGCCUGGACCAGCUGGGUUUAGACUUGUACAACGGCAGCGGGAUCAUCAAGGAAAUCAACCUCGAUGUGUGGGCAGUCAACGAGCUCCUGGAGUCUCUUGGAGCUCCCCUUGAGAUAGUGGAUGGCUUUGUGGAGAGCAUCAAGGUGACCAUCCCCUGGCAAGCUCUCCUGAGUGAUCAUUGCACCUUAGAAGUUUCUGGUCUUCAGAUAACAUGUCAACCCAAGUACAGAACCAAUGGGGGUUGGGACUCACAAGGUUGGUCGUCCAGCAUGACCUCCAGCAUGCAGCUGGCUAAGGAGUGCCUAAAAGACCCUCCAGAGGCGUCCGAGGAGCCGCCUGCUCCACUGGAGGGCCUUGAGAUGUUUGCACAGACUAUUGAGACGGUUCUUCGUCGUAUCAAAGUCACUUUUCUAGACACUAUCGUCCGCAUUGAGCACCAUCCUCCAGAGCUGAGAACAGGUGUUGCCUUAGAAGUGCACAUCAAACGGCUGGAGUAUUUUGAUGAAGCAGUGAGAGAUCCAUCCAGCCAGACUGCUGUGCCUGUUGACAUCCACCAGCCCCCUGCCUUUCUGCACAAGAUCCUGCAGCUGAGCGCAGUUCAGCUCUUCUGCGACGGCACUGGCAUGGGUCCUCCUGAGGAGCAACAUCAGAACCCUGCCAUGGCCUGUGAAGGAGAGGAAGUGGAGGAUGGUGAUGAGGAUGAAGCUGAGGACCCCAAGUCCUUGAAAACCAGCUCUAGUCCUCCAUCUCAGCCGCUGCUCAUAGGACGCUGCUCCGGUUUCAUGGAAACCACCAUCAAGAUCAAACAGAACGACAUGCUUCCUGGACCAAAGUUGGAGUUGGAUGGGAAGGUGGGCUGUGUCCACUUGCUGCUGUCUCCGGAUCAAAUAACCCAUCUGACGGACCUUCUGGCUGCCCUAUGCAUCGACACUGAGCCAGAGACGACGUGUGGUGGCGGGAGCAGCCGUCCUUUGGACUCGGUCGACUUUCGGAUGAUUGAGGAAGACCUUGGUAAACAGCUGGGAUCCAGUCCCAGGGAGAGGGAGUGGGAAACCAAUCUGGACCUGGAGCCAUAUGUCACCAGUCUGGACAGCAGAGAGAUGUUUUACUCCAUGGGUCCUGCUGGGAUGAGCAGUAGUGUGACGUCUGUUCGCUCUGGCAGCGAGAUGUCGGACAGCGACAUGGAGUCGUCCACUCACAGCUUGACCGGCCUCACACAGCCGGCCGCUCUGUCUGCACAGGGCUUGGCGAACUGUCCCAGGAGAUAUCCUGUAGUCGGCUGCCUGCCGAGUCUGCCACAGUCAGGUCGGAUCAGAGGUAAAAUCAGCGCAGAGCAACUGAAGCCUGACGCUUUGAUGAGAGUGACCAUCGGCGGGCUCACGCUGACCCUGCUUGAAGAAAACCCACCCUUUAAGUCUGACGGAGCCUCGUCAUUGGCUCAGGUGUCGCAGACGUUCUUUGAAAGGCUGGACUCCUUUAAGGACAGCAUGUUCAGUGACAAAACCUUCAACAAUUUGAGGGUCAGCUUCACCAAAGCCUGCCCACUAUCCCAUCUCAGACUGACAGGAGCAGCAGUGCAGGUCGUGUGUGAGAUGCGCAGUGGGAAACGCCGCGGUCAGACUGUGACCUCUGACCUUUCUUUCAGCAGACUGGAACUGCUAGAAUGCCUCUGGGAGGAUGAGAAGCCUCAGUACUGUGAGUUACUGCAGUUCCACAAGUCUGGUGUGUUUACAGCUGGAGCUGUAGCCAGACCGUGUGCUCAGCUACACUACAGCCUCACCGAAAAACUCCUGCGUAAGGGUAAACGGCGCGUGUUGCGGCGGGACAGCGUUGUACAAGUGGAGCUGGCAGAGCUCAGCGCUGAGAUGGACCUGGACAUCCUGAGUCGCCUGGGAAGCCUCAGCAGAGCCUUCAGCCCCGGUUCAUCCCACAGCUCUGGAGCUGGACUCACACAGACCCAGAGCAGUGAGCUGAGCUCUUCCUUCACCCUGCGCUCCCCCAACGCCGUAGUCCGACUCCGUUUUCCCAUCCCGGACCUGCGUCCCCUUCCUAAACGUCGACCGCCGACCCAGAAAGCAGUGAGGGAGGAGACGUUGGUGCUGGAGCUGAUGGAGCUGGAGCUGAAGCACCAGGAAGCCCCGGACCUCCAGAACGAGCGGGCCGCCCCCGGACAGCCCUGGGGUCCCUGUCUCACCCAGCUGCUGGAGGCCUCCUUCACCGACAUGCACGGGUCAUACGAGGGCUGGGACGGAGGCUCCUUCCCCUGCAUCAGAGUGAAGAGAAACCACGACUCCCUGCCAAGGAUAUGUGUUCGUGUGCGUGGAGGUGAAGCUCAGUGCCCAUCAGCAGGUCUGAGUGGGAUGAACCUGGGCCUCGUGAGGGACCUGGGGACCACCUUUGAAAGUCACUGUGAAUUCAACGAGAAACCCAGCUCUCCCUUUUCUUCAAAUCGCACCAUGUUUGAGACCGAGGAGAUGGUGAUUCCAGCCGACCAAGAGGAGAUGCUUCAGUUUCAGGAGCAGUGUGUGGCUCGGUGUCAGUGUGCAGUGGACAUCAGCUUACCGCUGGCCUACAUCCUCCUGCCCAGCAAACAGGCUUUCCAGAGCAUCUACAACAGGAUCAAUAACGAUCUUUUGAUGUGGGAGCCGCCUCCCCCUCCUCCCCCCUCAGCCCACAGCCCCGAGCAGAGCCGCCAGAGCCACGACGAGUUCCAGCUGUGCAAGUCGGCCUUCAGACUGGACUCCGAUUCAGAGGAGGACGAGCCUCAGUUUUACUUGGCCAAUGAAUCAUCUGGAAGGAUGCAGCAGUCAGCUCCUCAACCCAGCCACAACCUCAGCCUCCUUUCCCUCACUGUGAUUAUCGAGAAGGGGCGCCUCCAUGCCAGAACUGACAGGAAGGAGGACCAAACUUACGGAGAGAUCGUGCUGGACCUUGAAGGGGGGAAGAUUUUCAGUGUGGCGCAACAUCAAAAUGACCCCAAUCUCAGUUUCCUGUGUCUGGAGAGCAAACGAGUGGAGCUGUACCAUCAAGCUGUGGUGAAGAACACCCCCAUCCCUGAGCGGUUGGACAUGCCUAGCUUCUCUCCCCCGAAGCACUUGGACCCCACCAUCUACCCCACAGAGGUGGGGGUGAGCAGUGUGAGUGGGAGGGAGGGGCAGUCACAGAUGUUGUCCACAGCCAUCAAAAUCACUCUGGACCUGGAUAGAAACGUCAAGGAGUUCUUAGUGGCUCUUCAGCUCCAAGGUGCCACCAUACAGCAUUACAUGACUCAGAGCAACCAGAGCUGGCACGAGCAGCUGGUCGAGUUUCUGGAUGUAAUUGAUGAUCCAAUCCUGGGAUACACACCACCAGCCAUCAUCACUGUCCUGCACACACACCUAGCUACCUGCGCUGUAGACUACAGGCCGUUGUAUUUGCCCCUGCGGGUUCUGUUCACAGCAGAGUCAUUCUCACUGUCCACGAAUAUCAUCGUAGACACGGCCACCUUCCACCUCAGAUUCAUUCUGGAUGACUCGGCUCUCUACCUCUCUGACAAAUGUGAGACCGACACGGUGGACUUGAGGAGAGAUUAUGUGUGUGUUCUGGACAUUGACCUGUUGGAGCUGGCCAUCACCACGUGGAAAGGCAGUGACACCGGCAAACUGACUCAGCCUCUCUUUGAGCUCCGCUGCUCCAACAACGUGGUUCACCUUCAUACCUGUGCUGAUUCCUGUGCUGCCCUCAUCAACAUGUUGCAGUAUCUGAUCUCCCAGGGGGACCUGCAUCCCCCGCCCCGCCACUCCUCCCCCACUGAAAUCGCCGGACAGAAGUUACCUAUGUCGGAGAGUCCUGCAUCUCUGUUGCCGUUCCCUCCUGCUGAAACCGCAGAGAUCAACCAGUACGACCUGGCUGAUGCCUUAAUUGACACAGAGAAGAGCCACAGAGAAGACAGCACAGAACCAGGUUCACCAUCAGUGCCAAGAGGCUCGCCUGUUUCCGUCUACUUGUUCCCCGGUGAAGCCUCAAAGCGCAUCCCUGCUGGCUUGCAGAGGGAAGACUCUGACCUGGAUGGACUGGUUCCCACGGCGAUGGAGGCACAAGCAGAUAUGAUGUCAGACGAAGGCUCUGAGGGAUCCACCGACAAUGAUGACUUCUGCAUCCUAGAGGCUCCCGGCAUGGGCAUACCUCCCCGGGACGGGGAGCCCGUGGUCACUGUGCUUUCUCAGGGACCCAUCAGGGUGAAGGACAGUCACUUCUCCAGACCUCGAGGCAGCUCCGACCUGCUUCGGGCUCCGAGUGGUUUCCCAGUGCCACACAGCAGGGUGGUGCUUCGGGAGAUCUCUGUGGUGUGGCAUCUCUACGGGGGGAAGGACUUUGGCAGCAAGCCGAUGUCCAUGCACCUUCAGAGCGUCAACAGGGGUCGUUCAGCCCCUGCUGGAGUUCGCGCAUCCCUGUCUCGCACCGCCACUGCUGCCCGCCCACAGAACUCCUGGCGUUGGACUGGAGGCAGUGGCCGUCAGCACACGCUACUGAUGGAAAUCCAGCUCACCAAGGUGUCCUUCCAGCACGAGUCGUACCCGGUAGCAGUAGUGGGUCAGGACGGUGAGGGGGCGGGGCCUGCUGGCGUUGGGGUGCUCCCCAGUGGCGAGCAGCCUCUUUGCAGGCAGGUCUUCAUCGUCCAGGAGCUUGAAGUUCGGGACCGUCUGGCCUCUUCACAAAUCAAUAAAUUCCUCUACCUCUACACGAGUGAGAGCAUGCCCCGCCGAGCCCACUCCAACAUGCUAACUGUGAAAGCCUUGCAAGUAUUACCAGAAUCUGGUCUGGGUGGUCCUGAGUGCUGUCUGCGGGUCAGCUUGCUGCCGCUACGACUCAACAUCGACCAGGAUGCACUUUUUUUCUUGAAAGACUUUUUUAGUAAUUUAGCUUCCUUUGUUAACCCUUACCUGCCUGUGGACUCUGCAGCUGAAGGAUUUACAUGUUCAUCCACAGUAAAAGCAGAUUCCUCCCAGAAGGGCUGUAAAGAGGCGGACCCAGCUGCUGGUCUGGGACUGGACCUCACUGCUUCAGUGGAAACUACCAACAGCGAACAGAGCUCUUCCUCCGCCGGCUCCUCAUCCUCCUCCGAUCAGCCAAUCUACUUCCGGGAAUUUCGUUUUACUUCUGAAGUGCCUAUCUGGCUCGACUAUCACGGCAAACAUGUCGUCAUUGAACAGGGAACAUUUGCAGGGAUUCUAAUCGGUCUGGCUCAGUUAAACUGUUCAGAGCUGAAGCUGAAGAGGCUCUGCUGCAGACAUGGUCUCCUCGGUGUGGACAAAGUGGUUCAGUACGCCGUCACCGAGUGGCAGACUGACAUCACCAAGAAUCAGCUGCCGGGCAUUCUGGGAGGUGUUGGUCCCAUGCAUUCAGUGGUUCAGCUGUUCCACGGAGUGAGAGACCUGUUCUGGCUGCCCAUAGAGCAGUACAGGAAGGACGGACGCAUCAUUCGGGGUCUCCAGAGGGGGGCGGCAUCUUUUGGCACUUCCACAGCGUCGGCUGCACUAGAACUGAGCAACAGACUGGUGCAGGCCAUCCAGGCUACAGCAGAGACAGUUUACGACAUCUUGUCUCCCACGCCUCCCCUGAGUCGCUACGCCAUCACAGAAGGUCGGACCCCAUCCAGUCGUCCCCGGAGAGCUGCUCAGCCCGCAGACCUCCGUGAAGGAGUGGCAAAAGCCUACGAUACCGUCAGAGAGGGAGUGAUUGACACGGCUCAAACCCUGUGUGAUGUAGCGUCCCGUGGCCACGAGCAGAAAGGCCUCCCCGGUGCUGUGGGCGGAGUCCUGAGACAGAUCCCACCCACCGUUGUCCGACCCUUGAUCGUAGCUUCCGAAGCAACCUCCAACCUGCUGGGCGGCAUGCGGAACCAGAUCAAACCAGAUGCAAGAAAAGAGGAUUUCCUUAAGUGGCGUAUUGAGGAUGCACAGGAAUGAAGACAGUGUGUGUGUGUGCGUGUGCGUGUGCGUGUGUAUACAUGAAAAAAUGAUGUGGGAACCAUGUUGAAUGUGGACAUGCAUACAUGGACUAAUGUGCUCUGAUGCAAAAACCAACACAGACUAAAGACUACUGCAGUUACUGACAGUGAUUCUGUUUCUCCAUCAAACACGUGUGAUUCUUGUUCAUCAGUAAGAACCGUCCUGGUUUGUCUUCCCUCGGUCUGCAGAUGAUCCUAGUGUCUGUUAACAUAUCGCUGCUUUCCUUCAGCCCACCCGUGACAGAUUGUUGACCCUUCGUGUAAUUGAGAAUCCAGCUGCUGACAUCUGUUUGUCUUUUGAUUUAAGCAAUGACUCUCAGCCCAAAGCUGAUGCUUUUCCAAAGUAGGUGGAGAAUGAAAAUUGCCAUGAGAGAGAGAAGAUCCUUCAGUGUGUUUUUUAUUUUACUGUUGCAAUCUUUUGAAUUUAUUUUGAGCAGUGACUUUAAAUUCUGCUAAAACAGCUCCACCGGCACAGAAAUAAAUUCCACCGUUCUCUUCUGUUUAGUUUUGACCCGGCUAUGCACCUGCUCCUCUUACUGCUAUCACUGGUGCCAUAAAUUCCACGCGGAGUGACUUUUUUAAAACUUGUUUGUGUUGGCUUCUUAGCGCCUCGUUAUUUUUAUUUUGAGAGGCACUAUAGAAAAGAUCUUUCUUUCUUUCUUCUUCUUCAAACCCCUUUCCUCCUUGCUAACUGUGUGACUUGUUCAUACAAGUCUGACUGAAGAGAAACACACAAAGCCUCUAAAAUCUGUAGCAUAAUGGAUUUGUGUUUGCAUCGGUAGAUCUCAACUCUUUUGGUCAUAAAAUGUCCUGAAUUGACCAUUUGUCUUCUCAGAGUUUCUUUGCCCACAUUUUAGAUGCCUUCCUGCACUAUUUGUUUUUGGUUUUGUUAAAGCGUAACUACUAUUAUUGUACUCCAAAUAGAGUCUGGGAGGAUUUGAAUCUGUUGAAAUUAGAGGAAGAAUUAUUUUGGGAAUUGACAUUUUUACCUUUUUUAUUUUGUGUGUGUGGAUGGAUAUAUGUGUGCGGGGGGGGGGGGGGGGGGGGGUAUUUCCAUCUGUAUGUAUGAAUGACCAGGUGCGUGCUUAUGUGUGUGUGUGAUGCACGUCUGUGAAGGUGACAGGUUGAUGCUUCUUACACCACUUGUGUGUAAUAUUACUGUCAAAUUGUAUGAAUGACCUGUAUAUUACAACAAAAAAAAACAUACAAAUUAAUGCAAAAAAAUAAUAAAAAUGUUUAAUAUAAAACUGAA